UAUGUAGUUUUCCACGUUUUUCGAUGGCGUUUCAUACAUUAUAGCAAACUUAAACGAAUUCUUUUUUUCUCGCGCGAAUGACGGUGAAUGUUUUCAUAAUAAAAUUAUAUUGUAUCUCUUCUAGCGGCCCAGCAACCGUGAUUCGUCUGGGAGAACUCGCUCUGGACUCCUCAAACGAUGAAGCCUUCCCGGAGGACUUCAAUAUCGCCGAUUUGAUUCCUCAUCCAGACUACAAGCAAUCCUCGCAGUACAAUGACAUCGCACUGAUGAAACUGGACCGCAAGGUCAUCUUCUCACCCUACAUUCGACCGAUUUGUCUUCCGACCGAUGGUGAUCUAGGCAACGCGAGAGCCAUCGCCACCGGAUGGGGUACGAUCGGGUACGGCGAAUCGACCAGUGCGAUGCUGCUCAAGGUAGUACUGGAUAUGUUCCCCUUCGACGAAUGUGUCGGACACUUCGAUGUCAACAGACGCCUAAAGGAUGGACUUCGACAGGAUAGUCAGAUAUGUGCUGGAUCGCGAAACUCCUCCAAGGAUACGUGUCAGGGUGAUUCUGGCGGACCACUUCAAAUCUACAACGACGCCAACGUUUACUGUACAUACACAAUCAUUGGAGUGACCUCUUUCGGCAAAUACUGUGGCCUGGCCGGUUCUCCUGGAGUCUAUACCAAGGUGUACAACUAUAUUUCAUGGAUCGAAAAUCUUAUUUUCUAA
Messenger RNA from Topomyia yanbarensis, 713 nucleotides. RefSeq names its product serine protease snake-like. The transcript has 2 exons. The record is from RefSeq and is a predicted model, not a curated record. Bases 78 to 713 code for a protein of 211 amino acids. Gene Ontology annotation, molecular function: serine-type endopeptidase activity. Lineage: Eukaryota; Metazoa; Arthropoda; Insecta; Diptera; Culicidae. Gene Ontology annotation, biological process: proteolysis.